AUGUCACUGUUUGAAGCCAAGAGGAAUGAUUUCUCAUUCUCCCUUGUCAUAUCAAGACCUAAGACAAAGGCAAGACUGUCUAAUGACGGUGCCUGUCUCUGCUGGUUAACUGUGUCUCUUCUUUGUGGAUCAGCAGUAUUUUCUUAUGAUAUUUCAGGUCAGAAGCAGCUUCCAAAUGUUCCCCUGGAUCAAGACAAGGAUGACCAAGACAGGGAUUCAUCAUUUCAUCAACUGAGAGCUAACAUACCAUCCUACUUGCAGCCAAUCUGCCCAUACAGCCUGCUGAUGAACACUGAAGACUACAAUAACAUGCCUAAACCAAGACAUCGUCAGCUGUCUCACCUCCUACAUCUCAUGGGUUCAUCCCUUGACCUGUUCUGGAUGUCUAUAGAGCAGCCAUCUGAAGCUCCUUGGGAUGAUGAUGGAGAAGAACAGCCCGCUCCACUGCUGGACACCACCCCGAUAUUAAUCAGCUGCCGUAUUCCGCUGCCAACAGACCUCCUACCAUCAACUCCUUUGCAGCCUACACAGACCCUGACUUUGAAUGUGUGUUGUCACGACACAGCCAGCAACACCAGUGGAAGGAAUGUGAUGGAUGAAGCUUGA
Cheilinus undulatus (humphead wrasse) is the source of this 606-nucleotide messenger RNA. RefSeq lists its product as uncharacterized. Lineage: Eukaryota; Metazoa; Chordata; Actinopteri; Labriformes; Labridae. The record is from RefSeq and is a predicted model, not a curated record. The transcript is spliced from 3 exons. The coding region runs from base 1 to 606 and encodes 201 amino acids.